This is a messenger RNA of Salarias fasciatus (jewelled blenny), 1310 nucleotides long. It is a transcript of the gene p2rx2, whose product is annotated as purinergic receptor P2X, ligand-gated ion channel, 2. Gene Ontology annotation, biological process: response to ATP; calcium ion transmembrane transport. Gene Ontology annotation, molecular function: purinergic nucleotide receptor activity; extracellularly ATP-gated monoatomic cation channel activity; ATP binding. The transcript is spliced from 12 exons. The coding region runs from base 48 to 1310 and encodes 420 amino acids. NCBI's taxonomy places the organism in Eukaryota, Metazoa, Chordata, Actinopteri, Blenniiformes, Blenniidae. Gene Ontology annotation, cellular component: plasma membrane; signaling receptor complex. The record is from RefSeq and is a predicted model, not a curated record.
UAAAAAGCAUUCUAGAGUGAAUAGUUUUUAAACAGCCAUCUGCAGAUAUGUGUGAGGUAUUUCAAAACAUCAUCAUGGGUUUCAGUGGCUUCAUAAAGGAGUAUUUUCAUGGAUUCUGGGACUAUGAGACCCCCAAGGUGAUGGUGGUGAAGAACAGGACGCUUGGAGUAAUUUACAGAGGUGUUCAGUUUCUGGUGAUCACCUAUUUCAUCUGGUACGUCUUUAUAAGUCAGAAAGCCUACCAAGAGAGUGAAACCCGUCCAGAGAGUUCUGUUUACACUCUCAUGAAAGGCACAGCAGUCCGUGGGGAUGAAAUCCUGGACACUGUUGAGUAUGCUCGACCCCCAGAGGGAGGAGAUGUCAUCAGUACAAUUUUGAGACGUGAAUUCACAUACAAUCAAAAGCAGGGUACCUGUGCCGAGUAUUUCCAAGUUGCCAAAGCCAACUGUACGAAAGACUCUGACUGUGUGGAGGGGGAGGUUGACUUUAAUGGCCAUGGCAGAAGGACUGGUAGAUGUGUUCAGUACUACAACCACACUUUUAAAACCUGCGAGGUCCAAACCUGGUGCCCUGUUGAGGGGUACGCUGUUGUACGAGAACCCGCAUUAGUGGAAGCCAUCAAUUUCACUGUGUUCAUCAGGAACUUCAUCCACUUCCCCAAAUUUAAAGCGCAGAGGGGAAAUAUUAAGAAUGACUUAAAGAAGCGUGACUUGCAAAAGUACCUCAGUAAGUGUCAAUACGAUGAAGAGAAGGAGCCAUACUGUCCAAACUUCCGUCUGGGAUACAUUGCAAAGCAGGCCAGAGAGAACUUUAAUGAACUCUGCAAGACGGGAGGUGUGAUUGGAGUUUUCAUCAACUGGCAGUGCAACCUCGACCUGGACCGUUCAUACUGUAAACCCACAUAUUCAUUCCGCCGUCUCGACCUCCGAAAGGAUCAGGCCAGCUCCGGCUAUUAUUACAGGUUUGCCAAAUAUUACGAUAAGGAUGGAGUCGAGUCUCGAACAUUGAUCAAGGCCUUUGGCAUCCGUCUCGAUAUUAUAGUUCAUGGACAUGCUGGUAAAUUUAGUCCCAUUCCAACCAUCAUCAGCACCGUGACGGCUAUGACGUCUGUUGGGAUAUGCACCAUCAUCUGUGACUGGAUCAUGCUCACUUUUAUUGACAAGAAUGAAGUCUACAGUGAGAGAAAGUUCGAUGAAGUGGUCAAGGAGCCCACAAACCCCGUUUCUCCAGACCCCAUCUCCACAGAGCUCAGCUUCAUCAACAGCUUUGGCUCAACGCAUUCAGACCUGUCGGACGGGGUGCCGCUGUGA